This is a messenger RNA of Achroia grisella, 1672 nucleotides long. It is a transcript of the gene mldr, whose product is annotated as mitochondrial ribonuclease P catalytic subunit. The transcript has 4 exons. Gene Ontology annotation, cellular component: mitochondrion; mitochondrial ribonuclease P complex. Bases 89 to 1669 code for a protein of 526 amino acids. Gene Ontology annotation, molecular function: protein binding; ribonuclease P activity. Gene Ontology annotation, biological process: tRNA 5'-leader removal; mitochondrial tRNA 5'-end processing. NCBI's taxonomy places the organism in Eukaryota, Metazoa, Arthropoda, Insecta, Lepidoptera, Pyralidae. The record is from RefSeq and is a predicted model, not a curated record.
UUCAAGCAUAUAUUUUUAAAAUAAAUUCUCUAUUCUAUGUACUUUCAAAUUUUAAAAGAAUUUAAUUUUAUACUAAUAUAAGUGCACAAUGUUUUGUACAGUGUCUCGCAUAUUAUCUUCGCAAAGUCUUCCUUUUAGGUUCUCUUCACGAAACAUUGUGAAAGUUGCUACGGUAGCCGGAAAAAAAUAUGCAGGAGAUCAGCUAGAAUAUAUUAAAUCAGCAGCUGAGGAAGAUAUUGUCAAUUGGUCAGAUGUAAAGAAGAAAGCCUUAGCAAUACAAGGAUCUUUGAAUCCUAUGAAUAUAGAUGCGGUUCUUUUGAAGUACAUGGUUAAUAUGAGAAACAUCGAUGCCGCCCUUUCGUUCGCUGGUUAUCUUAGAAAUUCAGACAAAGAACUAAGUUUGGGGUCUAUUAAUAGUCUAUUGCUGUUAUACUACCAUAUAGGUAAGACAGAGAAGUUAUCUGAUGAUCAAAAGAACUUCAUAUUGGAUACAUAUAAAAAACUAUAUGAUAAAUACAAAGUGUUAGAUUUUACGACCUGUGAAAGAUUGCUUCAUGCUUUAUGUGUAAUAGAUGAAUGGAAGAAAGCUUUUAAAGUCCUCGAUAAUAUACUUCUUAGUUGUAAACCUUCACAUUCUGCAUAUAGUACAUUGAUACAGACAUUGUUUAUAAAUAAUAAGAAGAAUGAAGCCAUGAAGUUAAUAGAACAAAGUGUAAGUAAUAAUAGACCAUUGUCAGAUUAUGCAUAUGAAGCAUGGAUUAAAUACAUUCUAAGUAAAUAUAAAGACAAGAAAACAAUAUUAAAACACAUGGAGAACAUUUUAACAUUUGUUGCUGAUAAUAUAACAACUAUUAAUUUAGAGACAGCUAAUAAAAUACAAGAACUUUACAGUAGUCAAUCAUGGGAUGUGCAAUUCACUAAAAUUGGAAAAAUGGAUGGCAAAUGCAGUCAUUGUUCAGAAAAAUUAGAACCCUUACAGUUGACUGCAGAAGAAUUUAAGGUGUUACAAGAAAAUGUCAAAGAGAAAUUGAUUGUUGGUUCAAACUUGUUUCUAAAAACAUCACCUGAUGAGUUAAAUAGGUUUCUGAAUUUCUUAGACAAGACUGCACCUUACGAUGUUGUUUUAGAUGCUCUCAAUAUAGCAUAUGCUGGUAAAAAAGGCCCACUAGAUAGAUUCAAGAUUCUGCAUCAUGUUGUGGAUCAUUAUACUAAGUCAAAUAAGAGAAUAUUAUUGCUAGGGCGGAAGCAUAUGCUGAAAUGGAAGAAUCACCAGUUACAGGGCUUGAUAAGUAAAACAUGCAGUUUCUUCACUGAUGAUUUGUCACAGGAUGAUCCAUUUUUCAUAACAGCUGCAAUAUGUAGCGGGCCCCACACCGAUUUUGUGUCCAAGGAUCUUCUGCGAGGCCACAUUUUCCUCAUGCAAGAUGAAAAACUUAAACUGCUAUUCAGGAAGUGGCAAUGGCAACAUCAGUGGAUGGUUUUUGUAAACAAACAGGGCCGGAUUGUGUUACGGGAGCCAUUAAAAUUCAAUCCAUGUGCGCAGAAGAACAAAGAGAGCUGGCAUUUGCCAUACGAAACUGAGGAUACGGAUGUUAAUUCUGCGCCAAUUAAUGACGGAGUACCAGAUUUGUCGCGAUGGCUUUGUUUAAGAUAUAAACCAGUUAGAUGACGA